Messenger RNA from Penicillium samsonianum, 1092 nucleotides. RefSeq names its product DUF2406 domain-containing protein. Bases 1 to 1092 code for a protein of 363 amino acids. Lineage: Eukaryota; Fungi; Ascomycota; Eurotiomycetes; Eurotiales; Aspergillaceae. The record is from RefSeq and is a predicted model, not a curated record. The transcript has 5 exons.
AUGGACUCCCCCAAAUCUCCCGCCUCUCCUAAGAGGAGUCGUGGAUUCAGCGUGAAAUCCGACAAGUCAGACAAAUCGGGAUCAACAAGCCACAGACGUGGACCUUCAGAAUCGUCAGAAGAGAAAGCUCGUCGCAAUCUACACACCAAAGCAGAUCCACUCAUCGCCAUGAACGAGCUUCAGCCUAUGGCCGUUGCCCUGGAAAAGUCAAAUUUGGGCUCGCUGCGAGAGAUCGAAUUCAAGGAUCAGUACGGAAAUGUUAUCACCGAUCCCGACCUGUCAAACCCCACUCGACCGCGUUUGGAGCGCCCGUUGGAUACAAUUCGAUCGUUUGAGGCAGCUAUUUACGGCUCAUACAAUAAUAACCGUGCGUCCUAUGCCAGAGCAGAUGAUGCCGCAUCACAGAUGGGCGACUUCAGCCGACGAACAAGCUACUAUGGAGGUCAAAACAGCGGCCCUUCCAACAGAAACCACGAACCAAACAGCUACUAUGGCCAACCCCAAUCGCGACCAGACAGCAUCGUGAACGCGUACCAAAACGCACCUCUAUCGCCCGAGAACCCGAAUCCCUACCCAUACACCCCGAGUGGACAUAACCAAAACGGAUAUAGCCAAAAUAGCAGAAGACGCCCAUCCCAGCAUCCACGUGGGCCACCAUCGGCGCCCAUCACUCCCUCCGAGGGCUACCCAAACAUGGCCAACAACUCACAACACGGCUACCAACGGUCACGCGAUAACGUGGCUGCCAUGUCAAACAAUAAUUCUGGCAACACAUACCCCUACGGCCAGUCCACAGACCCCAGCUCGAUGAACAGCUCCAACGACCAAUUGCAGCAGCAGGCUCUGCACCAACAGCGUCUUGAUGAGCGUGCUCAGGCUGAGUAUGGUUCCAAUGGUUUCAACUCAUCCAGGACUCCCCAGCCCAUCGGUGACCCGAGUUGGGGUGGACCUGUUGGAGGUCCUCCGACUUCCACGGGGGCUAGGCCUGCACCAUCGACUCCGCGCCAGAAUGUGAAUCAAUCUUCGCCUGGUGAGGAGAAAACGGAUAAGAGAAAGAGCUGGUUCAAACGCCGGUUCAGCAAGGAUAAAUAA